This is a messenger RNA of Mauremys reevesii (Reeves's turtle), 627 nucleotides long. RefSeq names its product claw keratin-like. The record is from RefSeq and is a predicted model, not a curated record. NCBI's taxonomy places the organism in Eukaryota, Metazoa, Chordata, Testudines, Geoemydidae. Bases 1 to 627 code for a protein of 208 amino acids. Gene Ontology annotation, cellular component: intermediate filament. The transcript has a single exon. Gene Ontology annotation, molecular function: structural constituent of cytoskeleton.
AUGUCUUGCUCCAGCCUGUCCUAUCCAGAAUGCGGGGUAGCCCGUCCCAGUCCAGUUUCUGGAAGCUGCAACGAGCCGUGCGUUAGGCAGUGCCCUGACUCUGAAGUGAUCAUCAGACCAUCACCGGUUGUCGUGACCAUCCCAGGACCAAUUCUCAGCACUUUCCCUCAGCAGAGUGAAGUGGCAGCCGUUGGAGCACCUGUAGUCGGAUCUGGCUAUGGGGGCUCAUUCGGUUAUGGGGGAUUGAACGGCUAUGGGGGUGCUUACGGAGGAUUGUAUGGUUACGGGGGAUUAGGUGGUUAUGGGGGCCGUUAUGGUUACGGGGGAUUGUGUGGUUACGGGGGAGGUUACGGGAGAGGUUACGGUUACGGGGGACUGUGCGGUUACCGGGGAGGUUAUGGAGGAUUGUGUGGUUACGGGGGAGGUUAUGGUUAUGGGGGAUUGAGUGGUUAUGGGGGCCGUUAUGGUGGACUGUGUGGUUAUGGAGGAGGUUACGGGGGACUGUGUGGUUACGGGGGAGGUUACGGAGGAUUGUGUGGUUACGGGGGAGGUUACGGUUAUGGGGGAGCAUGCGGUUCUGGGGUAUCUUGCCAUAGGUACCUGAGUGGAAGCUGUACACCAUGUUAA